Messenger RNA from Phodopus roborovskii (desert hamster), 872 nucleotides. It is a transcript of the gene Plgrkt, whose product is annotated as plasminogen receptor with a C-terminal lysine. Bases 146 to 589 code for a protein of 147 amino acids. The record is from RefSeq and is a predicted model, not a curated record. Gene Ontology annotation, cellular component: plasma membrane. NCBI's taxonomy places the organism in Eukaryota, Metazoa, Chordata, Mammalia, Rodentia, Cricetidae. Gene Ontology annotation, biological process: positive regulation of plasminogen activation. The transcript has 6 exons.
AUGUGACCAGCCACAAAUUCAGGUGUGGUCUCUCAGAGGGACACUGUUCCUGAUUUCCCUCUGUCUUUAACCUGUCUACCUGUGAAUUACUUCUGACAUAUCCAAAGUCCAAGUCCAAGAGUACAAGGCCCAGAAAGAGGUCAAGAUGGGGUUUAUAUUCUCAAAAUCUAUGAAUGAAAACAUGAAAAGCCAACAAGAGUUCAUGGUUAUGCAUGCUCGACUUCAGCUGGAAAGGCAGCUGACCAUGCAGAACGAGAUGAGGGAAAGACAAAUGGCUAUGCAGAUCGCCUGGUCUCGGGAAUUCCUCAAAUAUUUUGGAACUUUUUUUGGCAUUGCCACCAUCUCUUUAGCAGCUGGAGCAAUAAAGCAAAAGAAGCCAGCCUUUCUCUUUCCUAUAGUUCCACUUAGCUUUAUCUUCACCUACCAGUAUGACCUGGGCUAUGGAACACUUCUACAAAGAAUGAAAAGUGAAGCUGAAGACAUAUUAGAAACAGAAAAGACUAAGUUGGAGCUGCCAAAAGGAAUGAUCACCUUUGAGAGCCUUGAAAAAGUCCGAAGGGAGCAGAGUAAAUUCUUCACAGACAAAUGAAGUCACGUGUAUGCUCAAAGCACAUGGUCCGACUCAAAACACAGAAUGGUUGGCUUGAAUCACAGUGUUUACAGUUUUUUAAACAAUCAAAAUUUUGAUACAAUGCAUUUUUUAAUUUUAAAAUAUUAAAUUUCAAAAUGAAUUUGUUGGACUAUUUUAAAAUAAAAUUUCUACCAUUCAACUAAAUCAUGGAAGUAUUCUAAAUAGUAUUCAGAUUUCCUUCAUGUGUGUUUUGCAACUAUCUAAGUGCAAAAUUAAAUAAAUUAUAUUGUUCUGAAGUUGA